UCUGUCUCUGUCUCUGUCUCUCUCUCUCUCUCUCUCUCACAGUUUCUAAAGGUCACGUCUUGAAGAGCAGGUUUUGUGCGAUCUUUCUUCUUGUGGGUGGCUGCGAUUUCUUUCUUUCUUUCUUACUUUCUUACUUUUCUCUGUUUUUUCGUAUUCUACUCUCUCUCUCUCUCUACAAGCUCUCUGUCUCUAUCUCUCUCUACACUUGCUUUUUGUGAAUUUCUCUCUUAACCCAUUUCUUGUGUUUUGUGCUAACGUUCAUUAAGGUUAGCCUUUUUGUGCGAAGCUGUAAACUCUGCGGCUCUGUUUUUGGUUGGCAUUCUGUGCGGCAAGACUACCUUAGUUUGUGCAAAUUCUGGUUGGUUUUUGCUUUCAGUUCGAUUGUAAUUAAGCUUGAUCUGAUAAGGAAUCACUGGUUGAAGUGAUUUGGUUUCAUUUUGAUCAAAAUUGUGGGAUUAUAGUCGAUGGCUUUGUAAAGAUUGAAAGGGGUUUGUUUUGGAGAUUUGUUAUUGCAUGUUAGACAUGGGAAAAAAGUGGUAUCUCCAAUAGAUCUUACUACAUGCCCUUUUUCGCUUUUGAGUCAUUUUUCUGAUUAAAAGAUUGGUAAAAAGGUGGUGGGCAAUUUUUCGUGCUUCAACCCCGAAACAGUUACAAAAAGUAACUUUUGCGAAUGGUUGGUUGAAAGCUUUGAGAAUUCGAUUCCGAUUUUGAUUCUUGCUGAAUUCUGUUUUCUGGAUUUGGGUGCACACCGGGGAGCUUUUUAAUGGUGAAUUUGCGGAUUGGCAUGAUAAUUAGGCUGUGAGUUCUGAAGGGUCUGUGCCAAGCCGCCGGUAGAUUGUGAUUCGAGAGAAAAAAGGGCGAAUCGGCGUGUUAAUCUGAUCAUUUGGCUGUGAAUUCUUCGAUUUGCUGAAGAAUUUUGAUUUAAGAGGUUAAAAGGUGAAUCAGCGGAUUUAUCUUCAGUUGAGGCUGUGAAAUUGGAGAGGUUUGUGGGAUUUCACCAAAGGGGUUUCUGACGGAUCCAUCAAUUGAGAAUAGGGGGUGCGAUUGUUUGGCUCCUCUGGAGUGCAUAUUAAGCAUAGUCAGGGCCCUCAGAAUGGGGUCCUGCUUGUCUGCAGAAAGCAGGAGCCCUAUCCCCGGUUCGCCGCUGUCCCCGGCGGUGGGGUUCAGGAAGCGAAAGAAUUCGAAGAAAAGGCUUGGCUCACGGAAUUCUUCCUUCGAGUUUCGGAGGGAUGAACCGCUACAUCGAAUUCCGGGGAGGAUGUUCUUGAAUGGGUCUAGUGAAGCGGCGUCUUUGUUUACCCAACAAGGCAAGAAAGGGACCAACCAGGAUGCCAUGCUUGUUUGGGAGAAUUUUGGUUCUAGAACAGACACAAUUUUCUGUGGUGUUUUUGAUGGCCAUGGUCCCUAUGGUCACAUGGUUGCAAAGAGAGUGAGAGAUUCACUACCUCUGAGACUGAGUGCCCACUGGGAAGUAAACAUAACCAGUGAGGAUGUUCUCAAAGAGAUCAGCCUUAAUACAGCUGGAAGCAUGAACUCUGAAGAUACUCCCUUCAUAUCUGCGGAUGAAGAAUCCAGGGCUUCCAUUGAUCAUGAGGAAGCAGAUAAGCAUCCUGAGAUCUUUCAGAUUCUCAAGGAGUCAUUUCUGAAGGCUUUUAGAGUCAUGGACAGGGAACUGAGAUUGCAUCCUGGUAUUGAUUGCUUCUGUAGUGGGACAACAGCAGUAACUCUGGUUAAGCAGGGUCGGGAUCUUGUCAUUGGAAAUGUUGGGGACUCCAGAGCAGUAUUGGGUACGAGAGACAAAGAUGAUUCUCUAACUUCAGUUCAGUUGACUGUGGAUCUCAAACCAAAUCUUCCAGCGGAAGCUGAGAGAAUCCGGAAGUGUAAAGGGCGUGUUUUUGCUCUUCAUGAUGAACCUGAGGUUGCUCGAGUCUGGCUGCCAAACAACGACUCCCCUGGCCUUGCCAUGGCACGUGCUUUUGGAGAUUUCUGCCUAAAGGAUUUUGGUCUGAUCUCUGUACCUGACAUAUCCUAUUGGCGCCUCACGGAGAAGGAUGAAUUUAUUGUCUUGGCUACAGAUGGGGUUUGGGAUGUGCUAUCAAACAAAGAGGUGGUAGACAUUAUAGCAUCAGCCCCAGCACGUUCCUCUGCGGCUCGGUUCCUGGUUGAGUCAGCAGUUCGAGCUUGGAGAUACAAAUAUCCAACAUCCAAAAUCGAUGAUUGUGCUGUAGUUUGCCUCUUUCUUGACACGAACAGCUCGUAUACCGCUUCGAAUGCCACGAUAAAAGAGCAGCUUACUUCUGUGGAGCAGGUUGCGACGUGCAGUGAGAAAGAAGAUCUCUCUGGACCAACCGGUUUGGACCGUUCAGGAACUGUCCGAACGGGUAAUGCUCUGCAAGAAGGAAGCAAUGGAGUUGCCUCAGAGGAGGAGGAAAUGCAUACCGACGUGGGAAAAGACUGGUCUGCCCUAGAAGGGGUUUCCCGUGUGAACACAUUGUUGAAUCUGCCUAGGUUUGUGCCAGGAAAGGAAGAGAAGAAGGCACGGAAAGGAUGAAAGGCUGUUACCCUUGUUUUGGAAAUACAUAAUUAAUUUUAUUCUAUUUUUCUUUUUCCUUGUUUCUGUUUAGUUUUUAAAUUUCUACAGAAAAGGAAAAAGAUGUGCUGGGCCAUCAAUGUUAAAUUUGAACUGGAGAGGUGGCCCUGCUAUAUUAGCGCUUCUGGGGAAAAUUGCUUCUCUCUGUAGUGGGUGGAAUUGGAAUUUUUGUAAAAUCCAGCUCUCCCAUCAAUUUUCAUUAUUUUAUUUUCUGAAAUUUGAUGUGUGAUUUGUUGGUAAUUGUAAUGUGGAUAAUAAUUUUGUGAUAAUAAAGCAUCCUCUUUCUAAGUGCAA
Messenger RNA from Corylus avellana, 2884 nucleotides. Its product is annotated as putative protein phosphatase 2C 33. The record is from RefSeq and is a predicted model, not a curated record. NCBI's taxonomy places the organism in Eukaryota, Viridiplantae, Streptophyta, Magnoliopsida, Fagales, Betulaceae. Gene Ontology annotation, biological process: protein dephosphorylation. Gene Ontology annotation, molecular function: protein serine/threonine phosphatase activity.